AUGCGUGAGAUUGCACAAACUCCUGCAUAUCCAGAAUGUCGUCUAACAGAGAAGGGCAGCGAAUUCAUAGGAAGAGUGAGCGUGACGGAAGCGGGGAAGAAAUGCCUCAACUGGAGAUCCUAUCCCUACGGAAGACCGAAUGACUUCAAGGAAAUCCCAUUAGACGGGAAUGAACUGUCCGACUUCUCGGAUUCCGAGCCCUCUGGAACACCGAGAAUCGACUUAGUGUACGAGGCCCACUUCAUUAAUAGAGACUCAUGGUCUCACCACAACUACUGCCGAAAUCCGUCCGGGAAGGAGAGACCCUGGUGCUUCGUUUCCGACCCUGAAAUCCAAUGGGAAUAUUGUAGCAUCCCAAUGUGCACUGACACAAUUGAAACAUAUCUCAUACAGGAGCGACCAUGGUGCUUCGUCUCCGACAACGACACGAAGUGGGAGUACUGUGACAUUCCAUUCUGCCAAGACCUUAGUCAAUUCCCGCUCUACGAGAACAGUCCCUGGUAUUUCUGUAAUUGCGUGGCGUGUUUGCUUUCUCGAAAGAAGGAUGAAAGAAGAUCCACCAGAAUGCAAACUAAGCGAGAGAGGAGGGGAAUACGUGGGGAAGCGAAACGUGGGAAGCGAAAUGCGACAAUGUCUGGUUCUCCUUGUCUACCAUGGCUCACUGUUUCGCCAGAUACGGUUGAACAAUACUUGAGUCGAUUUUCGGAUGAAUUGGACUUAAGGCACGGCUUUUGCCGCAACCCCAACCUCAGCGAUUACGGCCCUUGGUGCUAUGUCAGCGACAAUACUGAAUGGGAGUAUUGCGUGGUUCCAUAUUGUCCCCCAAGCGACGGAGAAAUAUGCGACAUUCGAAUCAGAGGGGAGUGCGUCAACCCACGACAAUGCAAGACAGACAAGGAUGGACGGUCGUACUUGGGAACAACGAAUGUUACCAUCAAGGGACACGAAUGCCUGCCGUGGAUGAGUGAUUCAGCGCUGAGACAAAUUAAUUUGCAACUCUAUGAAGUUUGUUCUCUCUUCCUCCAAAUAAUCCUUUUCCUCGUCCUCUUCCUACUCUUCCUUCUGCUCUUUCUCUUCGUUCUUUUAUAUGUCCUCUAUCUCAUUCUCGUGAUUAAACUUCUCCACUACCCUUCCUUCAUCCACAACAUCCUUUACGUCCUUCUCUUCCGUCUCCUCCCACUCUGA
Messenger RNA from Darwinula stevensoni, 1185 nucleotides. NCBI's taxonomy places the organism in Eukaryota, Metazoa, Arthropoda, Ostracoda, Podocopida, Darwinulidae. The record is from the annotation of a GenBank genome assembly.